Molecule: messenger RNA, 5144 nt
Organism: Dicentrarchus labrax (European seabass)
Lineage: Eukaryota; Metazoa; Chordata; Actinopteri; Moronidae
Product: metal transporter CNNM1
Exons: 10
Coding region: 67-2760 (897 amino acids)
Biological process (GO): magnesium ion homeostasis; transport
Cellular component (GO): plasma membrane
Molecular function (GO): transmembrane transporter activity
Source: RefSeq, a predicted model, not a curated record
UUCGUGGAUAUGGCCACCCAGCUGCUCCAUCCAUCCCAUCCGCAAACCACGUGACCCAGUUCUCCCAUGUCCUUCAGUAGUUCAUUCAGCAUGAUGGCUGCGGAUGCUGCGGAUGCUCUCUGCUGCAUCUUGCAUCCGCGCCGGUUCUCUCUCCUCUUUCUCACCGUCACACUCUCCUCUCUGCCGGCCCCGACAGCAGCGCUGCUCGGCGUCCGGCCAGAAGACACCCAGAGCGGAGAGCUGUCCGUGCAGGAUGGGAUACUGAGGGCGACCGAGGGGACCCGCUUCAUGCUGAGAGUUUACUACUCCGCAUCUCCAGCUACAGAGCAUCCCAACAGCCUGAACAUCAGCGGCAGACCUGACGCCGCUCCGUGGAUCGCGUUUAUAGAGGAACCAGGUGAGGACAGCGGGGAGGCGGAGAGGCGGCUCCGGUCCACAGGGAAUCUGUGUGAAGAGGAAAAUGCCCGGAGCUCUGACAUCGAGCUGCUGGGCUCUUUCAGAUCCACCUCAAGUCAGAACUCAGUUUUGGUGGAGCUGCUCGCAAAAGACCUGCGCAGAGGCGAGGUGAUCAAAUACUACUCCAUGUGCGCGUUCGAUGGAGUAAAAUGGGAGCAUUUUAGCACCAAAGACUUCUGGUUGGCGGUGGUGGAGAGACCUCCAGAGGCAGAUGUUUGGCUCCAGGCGGGUGUCUCGGUGCUCUUGUUGGGGCUGUCCGCGCUCUGCAGCGGUCUGAACAUCAGCAUGCUGGCUCUGGACCCCGUGGAGCUGCGGGUCCUGCAGAACAGUGGCACAGAGAAGGAGCAGAAAUACGCACGGAAAAUAGAGUCAGUGCGUAAACAUGGAAACUACAUCCUUUGCACUGUGGUGCUGGGGAAUGUGCUUACAAAUACCUGCUUUGUGGUGUGGAUGUGCCAGAUUUUAGGCAUGACUGCUCUCUCAACUGCCUCGUGUACUUUGGGGAUAUUCUUUAUUGGCGAGAUUUUACCUCAUUCCGUGGCGUCCAGGCACAGUUUAGCCAUCGCUUCAAAGACCCUCUGCGCGACCCGCCUGCUGAUGCUGGUGUUUUUCCCCAUCGCCUACCCAGUCUCCAAGAUUCUGGACAUAAUGCUGCACCAAGAGAUCAGCAACUUUUACACCAGGGAGAAGUUGGUGGCCAUGCUUCGCGUCACCGACCCGUACCACGACCUGGUCAAAGAGGAGCUCAACAUCAUCCAGGGAGCCCUGGAGCUGAGGACCAAGACCGUAGAGGACGUGCUGACCCCGCUGUCAGACUGCUACAUGCUGUCCUCAGACGCUGUGCUGGAUUUCUGCACCAUGUCCGACGUGAUGCAGAGCGGUUUCACCCGGAUCCCGGUGUACGAGAACGAGAGAUCCAAUAUUGUGGACAUCCUGUUUGUCAAAGACUUGGCCUUCGUGGAUCCUGACGAUUGCACUCCUCUGAAAACAAUUACUCAGUUUUACAAGCAUCCCAUGCACUGCGUGUUCAAUGACACCAAGCUGGAUGUGAUGCUGGAAGAAUUUAAGAGAGGUAAGUCCCACCUGGCUGUGGUGCAGAGGGUGAACAGCGAAGGGGAGGGAGACCCCUUCUAUGAAGUGAUGGGCAUCGUCACCCUGGAGGAUGUCAUAGAAGAAAUCAUCAAGUCUGAGAUUGUGGAUGAGACAGACCUGUAUACUGAUAAUCGGAACAAAAGGCGAGUAUCCAACCAUGAGAGGAAACAGCAGGAUUUCUCUAUCUUCAAACUGUCUGAAAAUGAGCUGAAGGUGAAGAUCUCACCCCAGCUUUUGCUCGCAACACACCGCUUCUUGGCUACAGAGGUGGAGCCUUUCAGGCCCUGUCACCUGUCGGAGAAGAUCUUGCUGCGUCUCAUCAAACAUCCCAGCGUUGUGCAGGAGCUCAAGUUCAACCCCAAGAACAAACACGCUCCUCAACACUACCUCUUCCAGAGAAACAAACCUGUCGACUACUUUGUCCUCAUUCUGCAGGGACGGGUGGAGGUAGAGAUCGGAAAGGAGGCUCUCCGCUUUGAAAAUGGAGCGUUUUCCUAUUAUGGCAUGCCAGCACUCAUCCCGCCACUGCCUAUUGGUCCGAGGUAUAGUUCCCGUAGCAGCGGUCUGAACCAAUCAGAUUUAUUACUGAGUGGAGGCAGUGUGGGUCAGCUCACUACAGGAGGAGGGGUCUACUUACCCGACUACUCAGUCCGACAGCUCACGGACCUGCAGAUUAUCAAGAUCACCAGGAACCACUACCAGAACGCCCUCACGGCCACAAGAAUGGACAGCUCCCCACAGACACCAGACCCAGUGGAUCCUGAUGCUAAAGGGAGGCCUCCAGUCCCAGAGGCCCGCUCACACAGCAUCGCCCUCCCCCUCACACACACACACACUCGACUGGGGCUGGCACGCCUUGCACAUCUCCAUCCCCACGGUGGCCUUCGCAACACCUCGCAGCUCAAUGAAAGAAACCGCAUCGUUCGCAGUAAAUCUGAUGGGCAGAGGAGUCCCAACGAUACUGUGUUCCUCCGUAUGGAUGAGAUUCCCUACAUCCAUGAGGACCGACCGGAAAAUCAUGGAGAGGAUGAUGUGCCUACAGAGUCUCAGCCAUCCACCUCUCCCUUCAUCAGCUCUCUGUCUCUGUCCAGCUCUGAUGAGAACAUUGGAAAGAAGCUAUUGCGUAAAUUGAGUAACAAGAGGAGGAAAAAGUCUCGGGAUGGAGACAAAAGUUUGGAGGAAGGUUCAGAGCAGCUGCCAGUGAUGAGCUAGCACAGUGACACAGAGGAAGAGGGGUGAAGCGCACACCUUCUUCCUCUUUAUCGUUCACUGGUUUUCCUAACUAAACACAACCAUCCCUUCACAGAAUCUCUCACAGGAGACUGAGCCAUCUUAUCUGUUGUAGCCACCAGUAAUACUCAGGUCCCCACUGGCACAAUGUCCCACCUCUGCCUGACUUCACACCCUUAAAGUGGGACGGAUCUGUAGAAAAACAAAAACUCAUUGGACAAAUCUAAACAAUAUAGUAUUGGAUUUAUCCAGCCUUACACUGGACUGUAUUGAUCUCAGCAGGUUUUGUAGUAAACAGGGCAAAGCUUGUCCACCCUUUUAUAGUAGCUCUAUCCAUAAUGUUAACAUUUAAUCAUGUCAUUUAAGCCAUAAUGUGAACUAAAACAGCAGCAUAGCUUCUAAUUUAAUAACAGACUCUGCCUGCACUUCAUAUGGAACUUACAAAAUCUCUCAACAAGGUCCUUAGAUAAUAUCUGAGCCAGCUUUUACUUGAUCAAACAAAUAGUAUUUAUUAUUUAUUUGUUAUUAUGAGGCAGUUCCGACAUACUGAAAAUGUUGUUUGCACAGGGAACUGUCCUAAUGUUGCCAUAAGGGUGCCGCCUACUGCCAACACAACAUGACACACUAGCCCUUGGCUAAGAAGAAAAGGCCACCAGACAAGAGCACAACUUUUACACCGGAUUAAAAGAACACGUUUAUGAAAAAGCCAUAAAUUAAUUCUCAGCUUGAAUGACUACUUAUUGUACACACUGACCUCUCAGCAAGUCUAGAGGGGUAUGCACGAUUUUGAAAAUACCCAUACUAGAAAAUAACAAUUUCUUACCUGAUUUUUAUAUAAAAGUGUCUGAAUUACUAAAAGUGAUUUAAAGAUAGCAAUAUAAGUCAUCUUACAAACUGUAAAUGGCUUGAAUUUAUCACCACACAACCCCACACCUGCAUACAUUCAGUAAACACAUCCUUCCUACAUGAAUGCAUGUGUCUUUCAUACAGUCAGUUUGGUAUGUCUCUUUCCAUUAGAACAUCCCCUUCUCUCUGCAUAUGUAGCCGUAUGGACACAGUUUUAGUGUUUCUCUCGAACACUCUCACUUAUCCACCUUUUCUCUUGAUAUUACCACCUUUAAAAAAAAAUCAUCAAACCCUUGUUUGAUUGCAUUCACUAGAAGACGUAGGAGCGAUCAACUUCAUACCAUUAGCUACCAUAUUAGCCACUUUUCUAUGUACGGUUCAUCUCUCACAAGGUCGGUCACUAAGCUGCAUACACCAUUUAAAAAUAAGCUAGGGGUUGGGGGGGGGGGGGAAAUCUUUGGGUCUCUGAAUCCAAAUUAGGAGUAUUAUUGACAAGGAGUAGUUGCUACCUGCAUGUUUGUUUAUGCUGCUUUUGCUGUAGAAUUAUCCUCUGUAGAAAGAAGCCCUGUGUUUCCAUAUGCAUGCUUAAGUAGAGUGAUGCAUGAAUAGGAUGAUACCAGUCUGCAGUAACUUCUCCCCACAGAGGUGCAGUGUGCGACUUACUGAGCUCUAAAGUGAGUGUAGAUUAUAAAAUGAACCAGCCAUCUGAAGUGUUGACUGCUAAAGCUGGGUGAAAAGUGAUAGGUACGAUAAAUACUGCAGGAUAACAAAGAAACACAAAACAACAAGCCUGCGAUUUUCAUUAAAGGCCAUUUUUAUGUUUUAACUGUUGCUAUUAAGACACAAGGCGACAAAAAAAAAAAACGUCCAAGUGUAUCUACUGAAGAGGGAGGAGGAGGAGGAGGCCAUAGAAUGCUGCUCGCCGAAGGAAACGUUUAAGCCAUUGUUCUAGAAAUCAGCUAUUUACUGCAAUAAUGAAAUGAUUUGAUCCUUUUUAGUGGCAGCUGCAGCUCAGGAUGGACUAAGCUGAUCUGCAUUGUGAAAUCUGGGCAGGUACACUGCUCAACAGAACAGAGAGAGAUAGAGAUAUGAUAGAGGAAAGCAAUAUGACGCACGCUGACGUCAAGCCACCACCUCCCUUCAAACACACACAGACACACACAGGUGGUGUUUGGGGACACUCAGUGAUAUAAUUCAUUCUGCUUGGUAAGGCUAUGGAAGUACAAAGGAUACUGCCCUGCUAAGCUAUUCACAUUGACCCCUCUAUGUACACAGAACAUGCAGCAGGAAGUCUUUUGAUCUGACAACCAACUCAGACAAGAGGACUGGGUGUGAAGCUCUCAGCUGAGAGAUUUUGCAGUUAACACCGAUUUAUAUUUGUAAGGCUUGGUUUAUUGUUUGUUUCGGGACUAAAAGGUACAUUUUGUAUUGUAAAAUUCAGAUGAUUAUAUAAGUUACCCAAAGAUCAAGAGACAGGCCAUAUGAUCUACACAAAGGAUAAUUAAAUUACUGAAAUAUUA